Enterobius vermicularis (human pinworm) is the source of this 1485-nucleotide messenger RNA. The record is from the annotation of a GenBank genome assembly. NCBI's taxonomy places the organism in Eukaryota, Metazoa, Nematoda, Chromadorea, Rhabditida, Oxyuridae.
AUGUUACGCUUUGACGAACAUUUUAUUCGUGGUCCACUGGGUAGGCAUGCUGGGAGUAAUAAGUACUGGCCUCAUAUUGAUGAUAGAACUGGAGCACUUUGUACUAAUCAAGGCAGACAAGCUACAGGUCCUAGCGAAUGGCAGUAUAUUGUAGACGGUAUCAAAGAUUUGGACGAGGAAAUUAACAUAGAUGAGCCUUCCUGGAUAGAAGAAGUGAAAAGUAAGUUCCAGCAGUUCAUGGAAGAUUAUGAGCGAAAGCAAACUGUAUCCGCUGUUCCGGAGAGUUUUAUGGCCAAUGGUAUAUGUGAAAAAGCGUCCCUGCGCUUUGAUCUGAAUACUGUACUGGCUGGACCUCCUGUAAAUGUAAAGUUCUAUCAGAUGAACCCCGGUUUAGGAAAAAGAAGUAAGAGGAUUAUCAGUUCUUCAAGUGAGGAAAUUGAGCCUGCUGUAGUAAAGAGGAAGUGGUCGGGUACUGAAAGCAACGAAAGCACAGAAAUCGGAGUUGCCUCGCCAGCUUCGCGUCGUGAAAUUUCAUCUUCGCGCAAACGAAGUUUUGUGCCACUUGGGAUGCAGUCCUCUGAUGAAGAGGAACUUGAGGAGACUUUAAUGUCUGAUGAGAAGAGCUGUACGUUAAGUUUACCUAAUGAUGUAGUAGUGAGCCAGCGGCAAGCUAAGAAGAAAAGCGGAAAAAAAAAGCCAUCUCGACAUAACAUGAAGAGACGAAUACAGGAAGUGGAAGAAGCGCAAGAACAUUUAACCGUGUGUAUUGAGGAAGACGAUAAGAAGAGAUUGAGGGAUUUCUUGUCUGCUGCUUUCUUUAACGUUCAACAGUCCUUGCCUGGUACUAGUGGCAAGGUCCUAAAAGCAAAAAGUGACGAUCUACAGCUUCUUGGUUACUGGCCUGGCCGAGACGACUACGAUAUAGAACAGAAUAAUGAUGCGGAACGCCUAAUCAGUCAGAUUGUCAUCAACCCAGGCAGUGGCUUUGAUGAACAGUUUGAGAAUGCAGUUAAAUUGGCUAGCAUCAGGUCCUACAAUCUUGUUUUGGCUGCUAGAAAUGCCAGUAAAAGAAUGAUCCGCGAACACGGGCUCGUGAAUUUGUUUUUUGAUAAAAUUAUGAAUGUUGGUAGCGAGAGUAAGUACCGUGGCUAUUCAUUUAACAAGCAGUACUAUACCAAGCAGCGAUUUCGUAAACAUUACGCCGAUUUCUUGAAACCAGUUCAUCAAGUUACUUUAAAGAGUGAAUUAGAGGAGCUGAUUGACAGUUUAGCAGCCAGAGAUACUUUGGCAGCAAGGGUGAAAGAGUUGCAGAAACUGAAAGAUGCGGGGAACACGGUUCUGCCGGGGCACCUAAAAACGGAUCUCGACAAUAUAAAAAUUGUGAAAAGGAAAAGAAAGACUUUUAACAGCUUAAGAAGGAAGGGUAUUUUAAAAUACAAUAGGUACAAACGUUGGACGCAGAAGCAUGCAGAAUCUGAUGAGUGA